AUGAAUGUUUACGGAUACAUUCCGGCCAGCUACUUCCCCUCGCACUCAACCCUGACCUACUGGGCCCAGGCGGCCAGUUUCGCCGGACUGCCCAGCGCCGAGUCCACAUUGACGGCUGCGGGGUUUGUCCUGGGUCUGAAGAAGUCCCAGCUUUCACUGCCUAGCGGCGAUGUUCUACACAAAUCCACAGGCGCACUGUCGCCGAGUUCAGGUGACGAACUGCUCUCCGUGUUCGGAGUCAACCCCCAGCUGACAGCUCCUGCUACACACUCCGUCACUGGACUGCUCAACACAGGAGCCAUUGAUCUACACGCACACAUUCAUCACCAUCAGCAGCAGCAGCAGCUGAGGAAGCAGCAGCAACAACAGCAUCAUCAUCAUCACUUCUUCAGCAGGUCGCCACCGUUAGGCAGCGGCCUGGCUCCCCUGCAAGCCUUGUGCCAUUCUUCGCCGGAAGCCAAGGGAAAUCUCAAGUUUGGAAUGAGCCGGAUUCUUUCCGAGGAUUUUGGGAAAAGCAGGUAUGAGAAAGGUGAGUGA
Messenger RNA from Candidula unifasciata, 537 nucleotides. The record is from the annotation of a GenBank genome assembly. NCBI's taxonomy places the organism in Eukaryota, Metazoa, Mollusca, Gastropoda, Stylommatophora, Geomitridae.